Paramecium octaurelia is the source of this 228-nucleotide messenger RNA. The record is from the annotation of a GenBank genome assembly. NCBI's taxonomy places the organism in Eukaryota, Ciliophora, Oligohymenophorea, Peniculida, Parameciidae.
AUGGGGUGUUCUGUCACUAAAACAAAAGCAAAUGAGAAUCUUAAAACAAAUACAACAGACAAGUUCGAAUCAUAUUUGAUAACUCAAAGCCUUGUACAAACUCCGCCAGUACCAAUUAAAAAAUAAUAUUCAAUUGAAAAGAACCCAAUUAUAUAAAGAAGAAGAUUAAAGUCUUAACAAAAGACAAGGACUACUUCAGUCGUCGAAAAAUAGGAUUUUUCUGUUUGA